Messenger RNA from Lithohypha guttulata, 3003 nucleotides. RefSeq lists its product as uncharacterized. Bases 1 to 3003 code for a protein of 1000 amino acids. Gene Ontology annotation, cellular component: plasma membrane. Gene Ontology annotation, biological process: phosphorelay signal transduction system; protein autophosphorylation. The transcript has 2 exons. Gene Ontology annotation, molecular function: phosphorelay sensor kinase activity; histidine phosphotransfer kinase activity. The record is from RefSeq and is a predicted model, not a curated record. NCBI's taxonomy places the organism in Eukaryota, Fungi, Ascomycota, Eurotiomycetes, Chaetothyriales, Trichomeriaceae.
AUGAAUGAGUCAGUAGUUGUCCCAGUGUCCUCAGACGACUGGGCUGCUCUCUUGCCAGACACAGAUCAUGCACGUCUCUUUAGGUCGACUAACUGGAGUGCGACAGACCUGGGCCCUCUGAGCAUAUGGCCUUUCGAGCUGCGUCUAUACACGAUCCAAGCCUUUGGCGACGUGAAUCCUGUGAAUAUUUGGUGGGGUCCCGGCUUGACGGCUAUCUACAAUGAUGCCUACGUUCCCUUCACGGGGGACAGGCACCCAGCAUCUCUGGGUGCCAACUUCAACAACAUCUUCGCCGAGGUUGCCCAUCUCAUCCAGCCACUAUUCGAUCAGGCUCGUGCGACCAGGAAAGCCACUAUCUUGGCCGAGAUGCCCUUGACCCUCAGACGAACUCUUGUCAACGAAGAGACCUGGUUCGAUGCAACCUUGGUGCCCGUUGUAUCGCACGAUGGUCUAGUAGCCGGUAUCUACAACACUGCCCACGAAAAGACACGUCAGAAACUAACUGACCGUCGGUCGCAUAUGUUGAACCAGAUCUCAACGCCAUCCACCCACUUUACGAGUACGACCGUCUACACACAUAUUGCUGACUGCCUUGCGACCAACAAUCACGACAUUCCCUUCGCCUUGCUCUAUGCUGUCCAGACCGAGUCCGCCGAUGGCAACCAUGAAUUGGAGUUACGUGCUUCAGUUGGUCUGUCACUGACACAUCCCACCAAAGUAGAUGACGGCGAUGCUAUGCUGCCCUUUCUUCGGUCUGUCGAGCAGAAACCUAUGACCGCAUCCUUUUACGAUGACUUUGGUGGCAUCGACUGGGGAAGUGUGGAGUGGAGAGGACAUCAGGAGCCGCCCCAAGUCUUCAGUGUAAUUCCAAUCACGGGCGCUGAGAGGCCUCAUGGAUAUAUUGUUGUUGGUAGCAAUCCUCAUCGGCCCAUUGACGACGACUAUACCAAUUUCGUCUCCGACUUACAGAGGCACAUCACCACGGCCAUCGUCGCCAGCAUCAGCGUCGAGGAAUCAUUAAUACGAAAUGCCCGCUUGGAAGCUCAACUCGCCGAACGUGAGCGUCAAGUGAGGUACAUGGCUCAGCAUGCCGACAUAUGCAUGAUGCAACUUGGUCCAAACGGCACUCUUGCAUGGGCAAAUGAGCGCUACCAUACCGUGGUGAGCCCAGGAAAGGAGAACAUGCCCAAGGAAACUUUUAUCCCUUCAGAUCAGAUCUUUGACGGCGACGUAAUACCAGCCAAAGAAGCUUGGCAGCAAGUGCUAAGCGGCGAAAAAGUCAAUGCCAAAGAACUUAGAUUGCAACGCAAGUAUGUCCCACCCGUCGGCGCUGCCGUGCAUUCUACCAUCCUUUUAUCAGCUUUUCCAUACAUGGAGUACAACGAAGUCAAGUCUGUCAUGGCUUGUAUGACUGAUGUCAGCCAACUAAAAUGGGCGGAGAGCUGGCAGGCCCAACUGGCCGAGGACGCCAAAGAAGCGAAAAGACAGCAAUCAGAAUUUACAGAUUCUAUAUCACAUGAAAUACGCAACCCUCUCUCGGCCAUACUCCAGCUUGCGGAUGAUAUCUCGCGAUGUUGCGAUGCUCCGUUGCCAACAAUGAAAGACUGCAUGGAUCGUCUGGCCGAGACGGUCGAAGCAGCACAAACUAUCGUCAUUUGCGCGAAACACCAGAAGCGCAUAGUGGAUGACGUCUUAACCCUCUCGAGACUGGACAUGGGUUCAAUUACACUCAAACCGACAUCUUCGCGUCCACAAGAUCUUGUUCAGGAGACUCUGCGUAUUUUCGAAGCUGAAGCCAAGGCCAAUUCAAUCUUCUUGAAUUCAACACAAGAACCGUCCCUAGCAAAGUACAUUGCUCAUCAGCAAGUCAUGUGUGAUUGGUUACGAGUCAGUCAAGUGCUCAUAAACUUGAUCUCCAACGCCAUGAAAUUUACAAAGCAGGAGGAUCGUCGGGUCGUACAUGUGACCUAUGGAGCUGCAUUACUAGAUCCACAAAGGGCCUUUCCCAAUCAAGUUUCGUGGGCAUCACAUCGCACGCCAACACAUGAGGAUAAGAUAACCGGAAAGCAGUGGGGAGACGGCACACGAGUUUUCCUCACUUUUUCUGUUGAGGAUACAGGACCAGGCAUGACAGCAAAGGAGAUGACCAGGAUUUUCAAACGGUUUCAGCAGGCUUCCGCAAAAACGUCCAUUCAGUACGGAGGGUCCGGUCUCGGCCUCUUCAUCUCUCACGAUCUCAUCAAGAAACAGGGUGGACAGAUAGGCGCCAUCUCAACACCAGGUAAAGGAAGCGCAUUCGUCUUCUAUGUCAUAGGACGCCUCACGACAGGGCCUUCACUAUCACCAGCAGCAGCACAGGUAUCAGGAUCAACACAACAUCUAUCCAACGGCAUCAACUCCCUGAACGCCUCUGCCAUCAAAAGUCCUGAAGCCAUCUCUACACCUUCGCCCACGACCCAACCCGCCAAGCCGAAACUCAAGACGAGGACAACCCAACCACCACCACAAUCAAACCUCCACCUUCUCCUCGUCGAAGACAAUCAAAUCAACCAACAGAUUCUCCGACGUCAACUGCAAAAAGCCGGCUGUACAGUCCACGUCGCCAACCACGGCCUCGAAGCCCUCGCCGUCUUACGUACCUCCUCACUCUGGCGUCCCAACUCCUCUACCUCCAAUAGCAGCGCACCUCCCACCUCCUCCCUUCCACACAUCGACGCCAUCCUCAUGGACUGGGAAAUGCCCAUCAUGGACGGUCUAACAUGCACAUCCGAGAUUCGGCGGCUCGAAGCAGAAGGGAUGUUCAUUGUGCAUCCAGAAGUCAUCGCCGUGACCGCGAAUGCGAGGCCGGAACAAGUCAGAACCGCGACGGAGGCAGGUGUAGACUGGUUGGUGCCGAAGCCGUUUACAGUGGCGCAAAUACUCGAGGUCGUGAAUACGAGGCUGAAAGCGCGGAAGGAGGGAAAGCAGCAAGCGGAAGGAGAGGGAGCAACAGAUAAAGUAUAG